Messenger RNA from Aspergillus brunneoviolaceus CBS 621.78, 1029 nucleotides. RefSeq lists its product as uncharacterized. Lineage: Eukaryota; Fungi; Ascomycota; Eurotiomycetes; Eurotiales; Aspergillaceae. The record is from RefSeq and is a predicted model, not a curated record. The transcript is spliced from 3 exons. The coding region runs from base 1 to 1029 and encodes 342 amino acids.
AUGCGCCAUUUCGACGCCUGGUUCCUCCGCGACCCCUACUCAAUCUUCCACUACUAUCCCACCAACCGCCGCUGGUCAGAAAACAUCCGCGAACUUAUCCAAGAACGCCAAGUCUGCGCCCCAGUCCCGUCUGCCUCUGCAUUCACACCAUCAACCCCGGAUAUUUUCUUGAAAAUCGACCCCCAACUCAACAGCCCCCUCUUCAACCGCCUGCCCCCGGAGAUCCGAUCCAUAAUCUGGUCCCACGUCUUCGGCGAGCCCGUCCUCCACCUCGUUCAGAUCCGCAAUCAAAUCCGCCACGUGCGCUGCCCCAACUCUGUCUCUGCGAUUGACAGGAACCGGCGCUGCUGUCCGGUCACCGCCGCGCGAUGGCGUACAGACGUUGAUACCUCGUCCGCUGCUUCACCAACCGACAGCAACAGCACCAACAAACAACACCCCAACACCGACCCCAACAGUAAACUCUACCCUCACACCCACCCCUCCCUCCCCUCACAUCUCAGCACCACGCCAGCAAGCCUGCUGCGCACCUGCCGCGCGAUCUACAACGAAGCAGCACCCCAGCUGUACCGCCAGGCGACCUUCGAUGUCGACGACCUAUCGACCUGGAUCGCAUUCACCGACCAGGUCAACCCGACCUGCCUGCAGGAGGUGCGGAAAUUGAGCGUGCAGGUCGUCCCGCUGGGAGGGAUACCCCCCCACUCAAUCCACACUUACACGCACAACCCCCACCUCUGGACAACCUUCUGGCAAAGAACCACCACCCAGUGCCCGCACCUCACUGACCUAACCCUCUGCAUCGACCUGGGCCGCUUCACCGCAACCGCCGCCCCCACCGCCACGAACCCAGCCGCGGGCAGCAUAACCGGCGGCUACAAGCUCCCGCUCCACGCCGGCGUGAAUGCGGAAUGGCUACGACCCAUCGUCCAGCGGGUGCGCGGAUUGAAGCGGUUCGAGCUGGCGGUCACGGCGCGGUGCGAUGCGGCGGCGCGGGCGGGGGUGGAGCGGGAGUACACAUCAUCAUAUUAA